Molecule: messenger RNA, 1038 nt
Organism: Dichomitus squalens LYAD-421 SS1
Lineage: Eukaryota; Fungi; Basidiomycota; Agaricomycetes; Polyporales; Polyporaceae
Exons: 2
Coding region: 9-614 (201 amino acids)
Source: RefSeq, a predicted model, not a curated record
ACCGGCCCAUGCCGUCGUCCUUCCUCCCGCUCUCCCCAUCCAGUUCGAACCUGAACGCGCCCUUCGAGUCGGUGCAAACCCAGCUGUCUUCUCGCAAGGCUGCGCACAGGUGUCCGCUCAAGAUCAAGGUACAACGAACAACGAUCGUCGACGCCAGCAGCGCGGGCCUGGGCCUCACGAUGCAAUCGCCUUCGUACGCGCUGGGUUCCACUGGCAGCGGGAGGCCUCUUGAUGCUGUGCGCGACAUGUUCACGAGGAGCGACGUGUCGCACGCCUCCUCCGGGUCUGGCAGGUCGCGGCGCUCGGAGAAAGAGAGGGAGAAGGCGUCGAUGCACAGCUCACACGCGAUUGGGCAGGGCAUCGUGCACAGCGCGAGCAGGCGGUCCAACUCUAUCGUGUGGUCGGGCGCGAUCGUCAUCCCUCCGAGCGCGGAGGGGUUCAAUGGAGGAUUUGAGAUCAAUGGAUUGAAGGUUGUGGACAGCAUUGAUCUUUGCAUAGAACCCCCGCCAUCCCUUAGGUCGCACUAUUUCCCUCUUCACGAGACAGUUCCUCUGGUCUUGACGUCGGACACCGUCAAAUCUCGCAAGGGUGUUCCUGUGUCUAGCCUCGGUUGACUUGUUUCCAGAACGUGAUCACGCACUUUCGGCCGUCCUCUCUAGGACUUCAUCCGCUCCCGGCGUGGGGUGUUCAUCGUCCAAGACUUUGGUUAUGCCGCCUUGGGUUCGGCGCAAACCCUCGCACGGGGUCUACGCUGACACGCGGACGGUCUUGGUCGAGACUGUAGGCUGCCUAUCUCUCCCUAACUAUAUCCUCACAUGACACCCUUCGGACUCUCUAGAGAUACUCAUGAGCAACUGCACACAAUCCAGCUGUAUUUCUGAACCACUGUAUUGUAGUGUAUGGCGUGUAGGAUGAUGACGCAUCCGCAGCAUAAUGUGAGAGCUCCGAGCGUCAAAGAUUGGAAGGGAGGCCGGCGCUGCGUGGUACGGUGUCUGCUGGUUCCUGCGGUCCUCCAUGUGCUCCCUCUUUACAAAUGAU